CGCCCGCAUCUCUGUGCGCGUCCGGAAUGUGGGUGUUGUGUGUAAACACGGACGUUCCAUCCAAUACGACAGCCUCCUUUCUGACGCUCCAGCAAAAAAAGCCGGAAUAUCCGCAAAGACGGAAGUGAGCGCUCCAGGUUUCCAGUCGAGGCUGCGAACGCUGCGCGUGGAUGUCCGUUUGUGAAUGUUUAUUCACGUGUGUCAUUUACGCCUAUGAGUGGCUCCCGACGGUAGGUCAGAGCUGUCGUUUGGCCCCGAGACCAGCGUCCCCCGGCGCUAUGGCAGCGGCAGCACGCGGGGCGGAGGACCGCGGCCGGAGCGGCGGCGCGCGGGGAGCGCACACAGGUGAUGGGGAACCUGCGGAGGCCGAGGAGUUCACGUGCGCGGCCUACUGCUCGGAGCUGUCCCGGCGGCAGAACGAGCAGAGGAAGGACGGGCUGUUCUGCGACCUGACGCUCGUCUUCAGCGGCGGCGCCGCGGACCGGGUCCAGACCGUGCGCGCCCACCGCUCGGUUCUGUCCGCGGCGUCGCACUACUUCACGCUGCUGCUGGGCGGACAGUUCGCCGAGUCCCGGUCGGGGCGCGUGGAGCUGAAGGAGUGGAGCUCGGAGAGCGGACCCGACCCGGAGACGGUGGAGAGCGUCAUCCAGUUCAUGUACACGGGGGAGAUCCGGGUCACCGCCGCCUCCGUGCACGAAGUGCUGGAACUUGCAGACAGGUUCCUGUUGGUGCAGCUGAAGAGCUUCUGCGGGGACUUCCUGAUCAAGAAGCUGAGCCUGUCCAACUGCGUGGCCGUGCACAGCCUCGCCCACAUGUACACGCUGGACCGUCUGGCCGCCGAGGCCGCCGUCACGAUCCGCAGGAACUUCCACCGGGUCGUCCACCACGACGAGUUCCACGCGCUGCCGUUCCACCUGGUGCGGCACUGGCUCGCCGACCCGGAGGUCACGGUGGCCCGCGAGCGGGAGCUGUUCGAGGCGGUGGUGCGGUGGGUGCGGCACGACGCCGGGGAGCGCGAGCGGCGCUUCGAGGAGCUGUUCGCGCUGCUGAGGCUGCAGCAGGUGGCGCCGUCCUACCUGACGACGGCCAUGAGGAAGGAGCCGCUCGUGGCCAACAGCGCCGCCUGUCGCCGGCUGCUGUCCGAGGCGCUCGAGGCCCACGCCGUUCGCGGCGACGGCCCCAAGGCGGCGGAUGCCGAGCUCUGCGGGCCGCGUUUAGGCCAGACUAUGGACGUCAUCAUGGUGGUGGGGGGGGUGUCAGAGGGAGGGGAGUACCUGAGCGAGUGCGUGGGCUACUUCGUGGCCGAGGACCGCUGGGUCAACCUGCCGCACGUCCACAACCACCUGGACGGACACGCCAUCGCCGUCACCGACAGCCACGUGUACGUGGCCGGGUCCAUGGAGCCCAGCUUCGCCAAGAUGGUGGAGCGCUACGACCCCGGCACCAACGCCUGGGAGCAGGUCAGCAGCCUGACCACCCGCAAGCACUCGUUCGGCCUCGCGUGCGUCAAGGACGUGCUCUACGCCAUCGGCGGCCACGGCAACUUCAGCCCCGGCUUCAAGGACGUCACCGUCUACGACCCGGAGCUCGACGAGUGGCACAACCUGGACCCCGCCCCCAAGAUACUGCGCGACGUCAAGACGGUGAGCGUGGACGACCGCUACGUGUACGUGACGGCCCGGACCCCCGUGGACGCCGACGGCGAGGACGGACUCAGCACCGUCACCGCUUCCUUCGACACGCUGAGCUGCAAGUGGCAGGAAGUGGAGUCGCCGCCGCUCAUCGACACCUACUGCCGCUUCCAGGCGGCCGUCGCCGCCACCAGCUUCUACCACACGGCGUCCUGUUGCCCCAAGAGCUACCGGGCGCCGGUGGAGGCGGCCCAGCAGAAGACGAGCGGCCGCGGCGGCCCCGACGACCUCCUGGCCGGCCUCCCGCCGGAGGUGCUCGCCAUGGAGGGCUCGGCGCUCUGCCACCUGGGCGAGGACGUGUUCGUCGUCGGCGGCUGGCGGAGCGGCGGCGGCGGCAGCGGCGGCGCGGAGAAGCAGUACCGCCGCGAGGCGUACCGCUACCGCGCCGACAGGGGGCGCUGGACGCUGCUGCCGCCGCUGCCGCGGCCGCGCUGCCGGGCGGCCGCCUGCCACGUGCGCAUCCCCUACCGCUUCCUGCGGGGCCGCCAGCGCCACCCCGUGCCCCAGAACCUGGCGCGCCAGCGGGACCGCAUGCAGCAGAUGCAGCAGCUCAACUGGCGCGCGCUGACGCUGCGGCGGCAGCUGCACUCGCAGGUCGAAUGCUGAGGCCGGGAGGUUGUCAUGAAGUGAGCUUGCUGCCGAAAGGUCCCUAAACAGGGCUAACAUUUCCCUGUGGCGUAAGUUAGACGUGAAAAUCAAACCAUGCAUUGAUUGUGAAGGAGCCUCUAAUCUCUGAUCGCUGUAAUCGCUGCCUUUAAAUUAUUUCUACCUCCAACUUUGCUUUACCUUCUUUGCACUGUGACGACUGAAAACGUGGCUGGAGUUUGUGCUGCAUGGAUUCAGCAAAGCUACUGUGUUAAAAAUCAAACCCUGCUUAAUACGUGUUGCACUUAAAUACUGUACUAAGUAUUAGUACAAUGCUUUUUGCCUUUUAAAGGAUGUGAAUUCAUCUUUGCAGUUAAUUUCUAGUUUCUAUUUCAGCUGGUUAUGACCAUAAAGUGACUCUAUCGCAGCAUUAAUUCCUUUCAACCUGUCUUUAAACAUUCCCUGGUGUUACAUGAAGCACAUUCAUGGCUGCGUUUCUCACUGUGCCAUUUUUUUACCUCCCUGUUAUUAAACCACCUGAAAUGUU
Betta splendens (Siamese fighting fish) is the source of this 2823-nucleotide messenger RNA. RefSeq names its product kelch-like family member 11 (gene klhl11). Gene Ontology annotation, molecular function: protein binding. The transcript is spliced from 2 exons. The record is from RefSeq and is a predicted model, not a curated record. NCBI's taxonomy places the organism in Eukaryota, Metazoa, Chordata, Actinopteri, Anabantiformes, Osphronemidae. Bases 171 to 2297 code for a protein of 708 amino acids.